Xiphophorus couchianus (Monterrey platyfish) is the source of this 932-nucleotide messenger RNA. It is a transcript of the gene crybb2, whose product is annotated as crystallin, beta B2. Bases 137 to 763 code for a protein of 208 amino acids. The record is from RefSeq and is a predicted model, not a curated record. Lineage: Eukaryota; Metazoa; Chordata; Actinopteri; Cyprinodontiformes; Poeciliidae. Gene Ontology annotation, biological process: visual perception; lens development in camera-type eye. Gene Ontology annotation, molecular function: structural constituent of eye lens. The transcript has 6 exons.
CUGGCUGGCUCGGCUGCUUUGGGUUCUGUUGGCAGAGUUUCCCCCCCUGGGCGUUCAGUAUAUAUUGAGCUCCCCGUGCCGACACAAACACACUGGCACCAACAGGUACUGGUUUAUCCUUGCCAAUCUGUUCACUAUGGCCACAGAUCACCAGAUCCCUGCAUCCAAGCAGCAGCAGCCAGGAAGCAGUGCGUUCAAGCUCGUCAUCUAUGAGCAGGAAAACUUCCAGGGCCACUGCCAUGAGCUGACUGGGCCCUGUAACGACCUCCAGGAAGCAGGCGUGGAGAAAGUGGGCUCCAUACUGGUGCUGUGUGGACCAUGGGUGGGAUACGAGCAGGCCAGCUGUAAGGGGGAGCAGUAUGUGUUUGAGAAGGGGGAGUAUCCUCGCUGGGAUUCCUGGACCAACAGCAGGCGAAGCGACACCAUUGUUGCAUUCCGCCCAAUUAAAGUGGACAGCCAGGAGCACAAGAUUGUCCUUUACGAAAACCCAAGCUUUGCAGGGAAGAAGAUAGAAAUCAUAGACGACGAUGUUCCCAGCUUCCACGCUCAUGGCUACCAGGAGAAGGUGUCCUCUGUCCGGGUCCAGAGCGGCACCUGGGUUGGCUAUCAGUAUCCAGGUUACAGAGGCUUUCAGUACCUGUUUGAAAAGAGGGAGUAUAAAGACAGCGGCGAGUUCGGAGCUCAGAUUCCCCAGAUCCAGUCAGUUCGGCGCAUCAGAGACAUGCAGUGGCAUCAGAGGGGCGCUUUUCACCCCGUCAACUAAGCUUGUGACUCUUCCCUGUUGUGAUUUCUGUCUCUGAAAGCCUUGACCCCCAUCUAGCCGCAGCAUCUUUGAAUUUCAGCUACACCAUUCAGCAUUUAUUAUCCACUGCAGCUGUUGUAGCAGUGGCAUUCUUUGGAGCAAACUAAUAAAACCUCAUUGCUUAACAUUU